Molecule: messenger RNA, 2030 nt
Organism: Papilio polytes (common Mormon)
Lineage: Eukaryota; Metazoa; Arthropoda; Insecta; Lepidoptera; Papilionidae
Gene: tara
Exons: 2
Coding region: 295-1050 (251 amino acids)
Cellular component (GO): nucleus
Molecular function (GO): transcription regulator activity
Source: RefSeq, a predicted model, not a curated record
GCUAAGUUGGGUUAUCAAAACGUCCUUAUGCAGGCGGCGGUAGAAGAAUCGGUUCUCGACUCGUUCGUGGAAACGAGUCGCAGGUGGGCGCUGCGGUGCGGUGCGAGCGCUGCCGCGGCACCGGACUAGUCUCGACGCGUUCCGCUCCGCCAUUCGCCAUUCGCCAGUCACCAGUCUGCGCUCGGCCGCCGCUCGGAACGCUUGUGCCAGUGACGCCGUGCUGUGUGACACAUUUGACAGUUGUUGAUCGUGUGCUCGUGUUAUGUUUUCUUAUCGGAACUAUGGUGUAUCCCCAUGAAAAUGUGGAGUGAUUUUCAGGGCUCUGGCGGGGGGUGCGGCGCCAAGCGGCGCGCCGGGUCCCCGUGCGAGGGCGGCAUCGGCGGCAAGGCCGCACGCUGGGAGGAUUCGAUUGCGCGGCUGGAGGCGGUGGCCGCCGGUGCCGGCGGCGCCGACUGCUGGCGCGAGGAGGACGAGAGGCGCGCGUGCCGCCGGCGCUGGUGCGGUGGCUGGUGCGGCGCGCACGACACCAUCCGCGCCGAGAACGGCAAGUCGUACCUGGAGUUGGGCGGCGCCGCGGCACGCGCCUGCUGCGACGGCCGCGCCGCCGGACGCUGUGCCUCGCGCCGCUGCUACCGAGAGCGGCGGCUCAAGAUGAUGAACCUGUGUGCGCUCAAGUUGGCGAGGUUCCGGCAGACGGCCGAUCCCUCGUUGCGACGCUCCGUGCUUGUGUGCAACACGCUGCGCGGCAUCGAGCGCGAGAUGGAGCGCGAGAGCGCGGAAGAGGCGCCCGCGGAGUGCUCAGGCAGCGCGCGAUGCGAGCUGCUGGGUGCGCGCGACCCCGCCGCCGGCCGUGCCACACCCUUCCCCGCGCCCCCCGUGCCCGACCGCGACUCGGGCUACGGCGACGAGGAGCGCGCCAUCGACUGGGGCUCCGUGCUGAGCUUGUCGUCGCGCUCGGCACUCGACCCGCCCGAAGACGCGUGGCCCGACGACUGGGGCUGGUCAGCCGGCGAGGACAGCUUCGUGCGGCUGCUGGUGCCCACGAGUUAGUGCACGGCGCGCGGGCACGCGCCCGCGCCCCCGCCACACUGAGCGCCUGUGAUACGCCGCCGGCCCGCGGCGCCAGCUGACGCGGCAUCUAGUCGGAGCGGCCACGAGCCACUUAGUAUUACGUUAAUCAGGGAAGGUGCUAGCUUCGGACGUGACGCAGGACCUAUACGCGAGCCGAGUUAUUUUUGAUAGUUUUAUUUCCUUUAAGUGAACUCUAAACCGAGACUAAGUGAUGUGCGGACUUUAUCGAGCCGAGAAAGCUCGGGUGUUUGACGAGUUUUUUUGUUAAAAUUAUUGUGUAAUUAAUUAGAUGAAAUGCUAUAUUUAUUAUGUUGAGAGGGAAAAAGUGAUAAUUUGAAAUUAUUUCUGUCUUGAUAUUUUCUAUGGUACGCUGUCGAGCAAGAGUAUGUUUUCUGGUUAUGUUAAAAGUUUACCUACGCGUGGAGGUGUGACCUUUUGCUAUCGAUAUCGACAUACCUCUGAGAUUUAUAUUUACUGUCCGCUCGAAGUCAUUCGCCUUAAUUACUUUCUGUUAUACACCGAAAAAGGUCUCACCUCUCACGAUACAGAUCUACGUCAUAUUUAUAUUUGUGUGGACAUGUGCCGAUGUAUUUGUACAGCGCGCGACCACUGGGCCGGGCUCCGUGCGGCUGCUCGGUGGCGGCGCCCGCGCCCUGUGGUCGCGCUGGGACAGGAAGCUUAAUAAUUGUUAUUAAUAGAUCUAUAACAAGUAUGUACUUAAAUUUACAUCAAUUACUUCUGCAUCCAACACUGGUCAUAUCGUAAUUGGAUGUUAAUUAUGUCGCCUUGUCGGAUGUCGUCGGAUGUCGUCGGAUGACUGCACUGCAUUACGAUUUGUACAUCACCAUUGACCGUUGUUGUGGUUUACUUCAAUACGCCCUAAAUCGGAAUUGUAUAACUUUAAGGCCCCGUUUGCCCGCUGACGAUAAUUUUGACGCAAGUAAAAGUUGAUUACACGA